AUGCUUACUUUCAUAUAUAUAUAUAUAUAUAUUCACAUUCACAUUUUUCUAUAUAUGCGUUUAAGCUUUUAAAAAUUUCAACCAUUAACUCAAUUAUCUUAAAUGAUAUUUUGCUCUUUUCUAGAAUGUGAAGGUGUAGUGACUAGACCUGUCAAAUAUGAUGGCAUACCUAAGUCAAAUAAAUGCCUUUCCUAAAUAAGUACUUAUGCUCAUACACAUACAUAUACGUAUGCAGGUAGUUAGAUAGAGACAGCGACACAGGCAGACGAUGAAUACAUUGCUGUGUGAUGAUUGCCCGUAUAUAAUACCGUUGUUGGUUGUGCGACAGUCAACAGUCACACUCGGCCCACAAUUCCAACAAAAAUUAACGUCAACAAUGCUAGCAACAGUGCGGAGUAACUACAAAAAGAGCAAUAACAACAACAACAACAAAAAACAACAACAAGAAUUUAGUAAAAGCAAUAGCUGCGUUGGCUCUUAUCAAAUGGCAGCAGCGCAGUUGACUUUUCUAUACGAAGCUUCAGCGAGCUUUGUAUUUGCUCUGACUUUUUGCUACGGUUUUUGUUUUCAUUUGUAAUUGUUGUUAUUGUUUCUGCAUACGUAUAUGCAAGUACAUAUAGGCAUGUGUAUGCUUUAUUGUUUUUCUUAUUGUCAUCGUAAGAGGCGAAAUGGGAACAGUCAACAAAAGUCAGCAACACCAAAUGAACUAAAAAAAAAAAAAAAAAAAAAAAAAUAAGAAAAAAAAAAUGAAAAAACGAUUGUAUGUUGUCGAACUUGUUGUCAUCGUAUUUGUUGUACUCUACACUACUCUACUCUAUACAUAUGCAUAUGUAAAAUAUGCACAGAAAGAAAUAAAAUAAAUGGAAAUAAAUUUUGUUUGCGUCUAACGAACGUGUACGUGAGCGCUCAUAAUCGAGAAUCAUUAGCAACAGUUACAUCCCUAAACAUUAAGAAAACCAGAGCAACAGCCUUUAAUAUUGAAAGUAUUAUAAUUUACGACAGCAAGAUAACUAUAAAUGUAAUCAACAGCACAACGUAUAAAUCAGCAGCAGCAGAAAUAAGAAAAAACAUCGAAAUUACAAAUCAACAACAUUUACGCCAACAUCAUCAAAAUUGCCAUUUAACACCAACAUUUAGUAUAACAUUUGUUGCCACAAAAAAUUUCGACAAAUCAACGACUGCUUUGGAUUGGUGGGGAGGGAAUUAAAAAAAUGCUCGGUGAACGUUCUCUGCUGCUAAGUGGUUAUAACGCAAUUGAGAGCGCAAAGAAACCCUGCGACAAUAGCAAUUCCCCAUCGCCAGCAGUUACGCAAGCGGCCAUUACACUGACGCCCACAUCAACAGCAGCUGCUGCAGCUGCUUACCUUUACCUGGAGAAGGUAAAAAAUGAACGAAUGUCUCCGCGAAUGACGGCAGCGCAAAUUGACUCUCUUAAAGAUGCAAUAAUAGAGUCAUCGGCAGCGGUAGCGGCUGCUGCUGCUAUUGCCAAUAACAACAACAACAACAAUAAUAAUAAUAAUAAUAAUAAUAACAAUAAUAAUAAUCACAAUAAUAAUUGUUUAUUAAAAAAUAAAAACAGUGGUAGUAUAAAUGACAAUAUUAACACCAACAAAAGUUGCACAAAUAACAACAGUUUAGUCAUCACACAUCAGCAAACGCAAAUCGGAAAUAUUGAACUCAAUAGCAUCGGCAAAACCACUAUUAACAAUAAUAGCAGUACCAGUGAUGAAUUACAAAACCAUUCCCUUAACGCGCAACCUCUCAGCCAAUUAUCAACGCACAUUGGUACUAAUCAUGUAAAAAAGGAAAGACUUAGCCCUGGAACAAAUGGCGACUUACAUUCGUCAUUGUCAAGAUCACGUAGUACGACACCUUCAUCUUUUCGGGGAACUUCACCGCAACAAUCAAUUCACAGUAGUCCGUCCGAAACCAUGAUACCAAUGCACAAUCUCUCCUCAAAUAUACUGAACACGAUACAACAAGCUGCAGCAACAACUGGUCGCCAUAAUGCAGGGCCACCAACGUCAGGGAUCAAUUCAAGUUCAUUAUCCGCACUACCCGCAGAUUUCACUGCGCAUAAUUAUUCGGAUUUUAUGCGCAGUUUGGCAGCAAAAUACAACAACGCAAAUCCGAACGAUUCAAAUAAUAGCCGACGUAAUGCCUUCUUCGAGAUGAUACCUAAUUCUGUAGCGGGAGCAACAACAAUAACAACAACAACCAAAAAACCAUCAGCAGCUCAUAAAGUAUCGUUUUCUUCGGCUUCGUGUAAUACAUCAACGAGUAAAGAGAUGUCAAUAACACCCACUCUACCUCCGCCACCACCUCUAGCUUCUUCGGCAAUAUCGCCGUGCGAAGCGACAACACUAAAACAACCUCAACAAAGUCAGCAAAUAGCGGCCGCGGCGGCAGCAGCUGCAGCUGCUGCAAGUAAUACCAGUGUUUCACCAUUUAUGACUUCGUUCCUAUCAACGCUGCCCUUUGCUCAAGGUGUAUUUCCACCCCUGAUCGACAUGAGCAGUACGCAAGCAUUAAUCACUUUAGCCCGAGCUGCCAAAGAAACAGAAAUACAAAAUGUUUUGCGUUCAGCACAAAUCCCAAAAAGAUUAUCUGCCAACACCUCACCUUCACCUCGUCCUAGUUUAAGUGUAGCUCUACAACAGGCGGCCCAAUUUGUUUCUCCUGCUUUAAUGUAUUCCGCUCAGUUGCAACAUCAGCAGCAAUUGGCGGCUUCGCAACAAUCUAGUCCUGCUCAUAGUCGUCCAAUAACGGAUCCUCAUUCAAAUGUCGCAACGAAACCUGUACCUGCAUCGGCUGGUCACUGUUCAAUUAGUGAUAAAAUUGAAGUGAAUGCAACACCAUUAGAUUUGAGUUCUCAACCGCCACCUUCAAAACGAUUUAAAGCCGAAUCAAUCUCCAGCCAAAGUAGCAGUGCAGACGUUCCCUUAGCACAUGCCGUCCAAAGACGAGUAUCUUCUUCAACUGUCGCCACGACUCCAUCACCCCCGCCCUACAUUGCAAAAUCUAUCAUCUCGCUAGUCGGCUCGGAUGCCACAACAAGCGAGAAUACGAUCGCCGCGUAUACAAACUACAAAACCAUGAAUUCAACGCCGGCAAAAGCAGGCCCAACGGCUUCAUUAGUAACGGGUGGAGUACGUCAGUGCCAAGCUCAAAGCGAAGAAGUGAAUUCAUGGUCAGUGGAAGAUGUUUGUAGUUUUGUGGGCAGUAUUGAUAUUUGCGCAGAAUACGUAAAGCAUUUUCGUGAUCAAUGUAUUGAUGGGUCGGGCUUGCCUUUACUAACUGAAGAUCAUCUGGUGAACUCGUUGGGCAUGAAAUUAGGACCGGCUCUUAAAUUGCGUUCUGCCUUGGCAAAGAAACUGGGCGGACCGUGUCCGUGUGUCGCGUGUGUGGCUCAAGCACAGCAUGCGCUGACACUGCAAACGAGUAAUAGUGGCAUUGGCGCAUCAGCUACUGCAGCUGCACCUCUUACUGCCACCACCAAUGCAACAAUAGCGAAAAGCGUAACCACAACAACGGUGGUGGGCACAAGUAGCAAAAGCGGUAAUUUAGCGAACAAUGCGCAGACAACAACAACAACAACACCAAUAGCAGCAGCAACAAAAAUAGCAGCAACAACGACGGCAACAACAAUUCAACACUGUAAUAGUGAUAAAAGCAACAACAAUUCUGUUAACAGUAGCGAAAGUACUACAAAAAAUAAUGGUAGCACAAAUCCAACAUCCAACAUCUGUGGUAAUAGCGAUGGCAGUAUCAACAUAAAUGCUAAAGGCAACAAUAAUUGCAAUGUUAAUAUCGGCAAUUUUUCACCAGAUCACAACGACGACUGUAAUAGUAAUGCUACCGCCAUCAAUCGACACAACAAUAACAACAACAAUCACAACAAGAACAACAGCAAUACGAGCAGCAUUGACUCGACAAGUUAGUGGCCAAUGCAAUCAGCACAAGACAACGAUAGACGGCGGCUAAAGGCAGUCGUGCACGAAAUUGUUAUUUGUUUGUGUGCUACUAUUAUGGAAAGUGCUGUUGUUGUUAUGACUGUUAACAACUAUCUGCCACAACCACAAUGCAGUCAUCAUUAUUGGAAGAGGGCAAAUUAAUUACACAAACAAUUCAAUCCGUGGAAUUAUUAAAAAAUUCUUUCUUUUUGCUUUUUCUGUUUUUUUUUUUUUUUUUUUUUGUUUCUUUCUUAUGUCUGGAAAUAAGAAGCUUGAGUUCUCUUCAAAACAAAAAAAACAAGUCAUGAAAUGCAUUUUUUCGUAGAAAAAAAAAAACUUUCAAACUCAAACUUUCUUGAAAUUACUUUUUGCUACUACUAUUACUACUAACACUAAUGCGCAGAAGAGCAAGAGUCACCCUUCCCAUGUUAAGCGCUUUUCCGGAACUAAAUUUAUUUUUUAUUUUAUUUGAUUUAUUUUUAUUUACUUUUUCUUUUCUUUUCUUUGUAUAAUUUCUCUAAGAAUCCUUUAUUUUAAUUUGCUUACGUAUGUAUUGAGAUAUGUUGUAUUUGAAUUAAAAUAAAUUACAAACAUACGCGUAUUACGUAAUCAAACUAAAUUGAAAUCAAUUUUUUAUUUUUUUUUUUUUUCCUUCUUUCACUUAAAAAAUUUCAUUUUAAUUUAAUUCUCUCUUUGGAAGGUUAAAAAGGAGUCAUAAUCAUUUUGUGCUUUUAAAAAUUUUUAUUAUUUACAAAAUUUUUUAAAUUGAAAAUUUGCAAGAAAUGAAAAAAAUCAAUUUCCCAAACUAAAGGAAAAUAAUUAACGACUUGUAUAAUAAAAAUGAAUUUAUAAUGGAAACCAGUAGGAAAACUUUUUCAUCCACUGUCUUAAUACAACUUAAAAAAAAAAAAAAAAAAAAAA
This is a messenger RNA of Glossina fuscipes, 4874 nucleotides long. RefSeq names its product myosin-G heavy chain (gene Samuel). The transcript has 6 exons. The record is from RefSeq and is a predicted model, not a curated record. Gene Ontology annotation, cellular component: PRC1 complex. Gene Ontology annotation, molecular function: protein binding. NCBI's taxonomy places the organism in Eukaryota, Metazoa, Arthropoda, Insecta, Diptera, Glossinidae. The coding region runs from base 1212 to 3941 and encodes 909 amino acids.